Messenger RNA from Morus notabilis, 1904 nucleotides. RefSeq names its product 4-coumarate--CoA ligase-like 6. Bases 32 to 1741 code for a protein of 569 amino acids. Gene Ontology annotation, biological process: ubiquinone biosynthetic process. Gene Ontology annotation, molecular function: CoA-ligase activity. The transcript is spliced from 7 exons. NCBI's taxonomy places the organism in Eukaryota, Viridiplantae, Streptophyta, Magnoliopsida, Rosales, Moraceae. Gene Ontology annotation, cellular component: peroxisome. The record is from RefSeq and is a predicted model, not a curated record.
CUCCAUUCUAUUCUUUCCCAUAUUCUACAAUAUGUCAACCUUAAACAACAAAACCAUAGAUUAUCACAACAAACAAAGCUAUCCUCAUUGGUAUUCACCAGAAACAGGAAUCUACAACAGCACAUAUCCUCCAAUAAACCUCCCUUCCGACCCUUUUCUCGAUGCCGUUUCCUUCCUUUUCUCGCGCCAACACGAAGGGGUUACGGCCCUUAUUGAUGCCCCAUCUGGGAUUUCAAUACCUUACUCGGAGCUCUACCCUUUGGUCAAAUCCUUCGCCUCUGGUCUCCACUCAAAGGGCGUCUCCAAAGGCGACGUGGUUUUGGUUUUGCUUCCGAACUCCGUUUACUUUCCGGUUAUUAUUAUGGGGGUGAUGUACUUGGGAGCCAUUUUUACUCCCAUGAAUCCUCUAAGCAGUGUCACCGAAAUCAAGAAACGCGUCACCGAUUGCAAGCCCUGUCUUGCUUUCACCGCCCCGGAGAAAGAGGAGGUCUUUCAAAAACUCGGGGUUGGUGCAAUUAGGGUUCCUGAAGGUGUGACCUACUUGGAUAAGAGAAGUCCAAAAACUGGUAAUUUUUCGGAUUUUUCUAAGCUUAUUUCAUGUCAUGACUUUGACAAUAUGGCUCCAAGGCCAUUGAUUAGGCAACAAGACACAGCGGCAAUAAUGUACUCUUCAGGAACCACAGGUGUGAGCAAAGGAGCUGUAAUAAGUCAUGGCAAUUUCAUAGCCAUGAUGGAGCUUUUUGUGAGGUUUGAGGUCUCACAAUACAAGGAAUUUUACUCACCUUCGGAGAUUGUUUAUUUAGUAUUUCUGCCAAUGUUCCAUAUAUAUGGACUUUGUCAUUUUGCAAUAGGAAUGUUAUCUCUAGGCUCUACAGUUGUUGUGAUGAGUAAAUAUGAUGUGAAAGAGGUGGUGAAGGCCAUUGAGAAAUAUAAAAUUACACAUCUGCCCCUUGUUCCACCAAUAUUAGCAGCCUUGACAAAGGUUGCCAAGGAUGAUAUUGAGGGUAAUGGUGGGAAAACUUUUCAAAGCUUGAAGCAGAUUUCAUGGGGGGCUGCUCCUUCAAGUAGGAAAAUGAUUGAGGAUCUUGUUCAGACCCUUCCUCAUAUUGACUUAAUCCAGGGUUAUGGCAUGACUGAAUCGACCGCAAUUGGAGCACGUGGAUUGAAUACCAAAAAGUUGAGGAAUUAUUUUUCAGUUGGACUUUUGGCACCAAACACGCACGCCAAAGUGGUUGAUUGCAGCACGGGAUCCUUGUUGCCACCUGGCAAGAGUGGUGAACUUUGGUUAAAAGGGCCAGGAAUUAUGAAAGGUUACCUAAAUGACCCAGAAACAACAAUGUCAGCAAUUGAUAAAGAUGGAUGGUUACGUACGGGUGAUAUCGUUUACAUUAACCAAAAUGGAUACUUGCAUAUAAUUGAUCGGUUAAAAGAGAUGAUCAAAUACAAAGGAUUUCAGAUUGCUCCAGCGGAUUUGGAAACUGUGUUGACUUCCCAUCCUGAGAUACUGGAAGUUGGUGUAACGGGUAUACCGGAUGAAGAAUGUGGGGAGAUACCGGUGGCAUUCGUGGUUAGGAAGCAAGGAAGCAAGCUUUCCCAUAAAGAUGUCAUGGACUAUGUGGCUUCACAGGUUGCACCAUACAAGAAGAUCAGAAAGGUGAUAUUUACAAAUUCAAUACCGAAAUCUCCGGCCGGAAAGAUCCUCCGGAGGGAACUCAAGGAGUCCUUAACUUCUAAACUCUAAGGCCAUGUUAAUUUGGUUCAUUUUAUUAUAGAUACAUAUAUUUUUAUAGUAUAAUUUUGCAGUAUCAUUUUUUUAAAGGUCCCUAUCAUGCGUGUUAUACUAUAUAUUUGUUGUGUGUGUGUAUUUUUUUUUUCUUUUUAUGCUUAAAGCAUAUGUUGUGUUU